AUGGCCGAGUCGAUGGUGUUUGGCGACUUCACGCCCGAGGAGGCCAAGACGCUAGGUACGUCGCUGCAUACAGACGUCUCGCCUCCUGCGCUGCGUCCAGCGCCGGCCCGCAAGACGUGGGGCCCGAUCCCGACGCCGGUCCACGUGCCGAUCCCGCGCAGCAACCCGCCGUCGCAGCCGGCAACGCCAACGAGGGCAGCCUCCAAGCCUGCAACACCAACGAGGGCAAGUUCCAAGCCCGCAACCCCGACAAAAGCGCCGUCCAAGCCAGCGACGCCGGUGCAAGCCCCGCCUGCCGCACCGGCGCCCGCGAAGAAGCCCUUUUCGUGGGCGACGCAUAGCCUCCCGACGACGUCCACUGUCACUGCACCAACGAACUCUGCGCCAACGCCGGCGGUAUCCACACAGGCAGCGCCCGCACCGGCGGCAGUUGCGCCGGGGAAAUCCGCACGCGCGAGAGGCCGCCAGCCCGCUGGAAAGGCCGGUGCUCUAAACGGCCGCGUAGCGCCCAAAGCCGGCCCGUCGCCUGUCCCAACAGUAGACACGAAAGAAGAAGAAGCAUCGAGCGAGGACCCAGACGCUGACGCGCCACCGCCGUUGCCACCGAAGAAGCCGUUCUCGUGGUCGACGCACAACCUCGCACCGACGUCGACACCAGAAGCUCCUCCGGCGCCGCGCGCCGAGCGCAAGACGUUCGAAGCUGCCUUUGACGACGCGCUGCGGCAACUCGACUUGCACGCUGGCGCCCACGACCUCCAGAAGCGUGGCUUUCUCAACCAAGGCAACACGUGCUUUCAAAACGUGACCUUCCAAGCUCUCCUCGCGUGCGCCCCGUUCCUCAAGUACACGCAUGACCUCGAUAUGCAACUCACGACGCACUGUAGCCUGCUCGUGUCGAUGGCGGCCGUCGUCGACCUCCCCAACGACGUGUACCCGGCGUGGUCGCACAUGCUGGCGCUCGUCCAUGCCUUCGAGGAGCCGACGCUCGGCCUCCACGUGCACAUGCGCAAGCUGCCCAAGAAGACGGCUUUCACGAUGCCGAGCUACUUCCUCAAGGCCUUCCAGAUGGCCAACGGCAUGCAGCAAGAUGCGCUCGAGUUUCUUGAAUUCGUGCUUGACCAGCUCCACGUUGAGUACGAGCGCAGCGGCUGCGUCUUCCCGAGAGCGCCCAAGAGCGUCCAAGAAGAGGACGGCUGGGAAGAGAUCCAGGCCCACGGCCGCGUCGGCGUUGUGCACCACAACAUCGUCGACACCGAGUCGCCGAUCACACAUCUCUUCAAGGGCACGCUGCGGUCCGAGAUCCGCGCGGGCCGCAAGGUGAGCGCGUCGACGGUCGAGCCGUUCCACUGCCUGCACCUCAACAUGGGCACGACGCCCGAGACGCUGCUCGAGAUGAUCGAGAGCUCGAUGGCCGACGAGGUGCUCGAGACGCGCGGGACGAAGCGCACGUUCAUCGAGUCGCUCCCGAACGUGCUUACGUGCCACGUCAAGCGCUUCACGUACGACCCGCGCCUCGGUCCGCUCAAGCUCAACACGUUUGUCGAGUACCCGCUCGAGCUCGUGCUGCCGAGCAAGCUCUUCUCGCCGGCGCUGCGCACGGCCGACGCCGUCUACAAGCUCUUUGCCGUCAUUGCGCAUCACGGCAUGGAGGCUGUCGGCGGCCACUACACCAUGUCGUGCUGCGAUGCCAAGGACCAAUGGACGUGCUACGACGACGACACGGUGAUUCCGCGGACGACCGAGGCCGCGCUGCAAGAGAACGCGUACCUCCUCUUCUUCCAGCGCAUGCGAUAAGCCGCGUGGCCCAUAGAGAUGCUUGAUGGUAC
Saprolegnia parasitica CBS 223.65 is the source of this 1826-nucleotide messenger RNA. RefSeq lists its product as hypothetical. The transcript has 4 exons. Gene Ontology annotation, molecular function: cysteine-type endopeptidase activity; cysteine-type deubiquitinase activity. Gene Ontology annotation, biological process: protein deubiquitination. NCBI's taxonomy places the organism in Eukaryota, Oomycota, Saprolegniomycetes, Saprolegniales, Saprolegniaceae. Gene Ontology annotation, cellular component: nucleus; cytosol. Bases 1 to 1794 code for a protein of 597 amino acids. The record is from RefSeq and is a predicted model, not a curated record.